UGUGUGUGUGUGUGUGUGUUUGUGUGUGUGAAAGGAUGUGUGUGUUUUGGAACGAGUUUCUUCUUGCAAGACUUCAUUUCACUCCCCUCUCUGCUCAGACGUGUUUGUGUCCCACUGCUCACUCACUCUCUAAGCAUGCUCCCGUUCCAGGCAGCACCGGGUCAGUUCAGCGAUGAGGUCCGGCAGCCGGGCCUGCGAGUGUGGAGGGUGGAGAAGAUGAAGGCAGUGCUGCUGGAUCCCUCCGAGGUGGGGGCCUUCUACAACGGGGACUCCUAUCUGGUGCUGGACAACCGCGACCAGCUGGGGGCCAACCUGCACAUGUGGAUAGGUGAGAAGUCGUCUCGGGAUGAGCAGGUGGCGUGCGCCAUGCUGGUCACUCAGCUGGACAACUUCCUGGGCGGCGACCCCAUUCAGCACCGGCAGGUUCAGGGCUACGAGGCCCCGGAGUUCAUGACGCUCUUCCCCAGAGGAGUCAGCUACAAGGAGGGUGGUGUGGAGUCGGGCUUCAGGAGGCAUCAGGGCUCGGGGACGGUGCACAGGUUGUACCAAAUCAAGGGGAAACGCAACAUCCGUGCCAAGGAGGUGGAGAUGUCCUGGAGCAGCUUCAACAAGGGAGACUGCUUCAUCCUGGACCUUGGAGAGACGAUUGUGUCAUGGAUCGGAUCGCAAGCCAACCUCUUCGAGAAGCAGAAAGUGCGCGAGAUCGCCUCACUGAUCCGUGACACGGACAGACACGGUAAAGCAAAAAUCAUGGACUCCAACGAAGGGGAGGAGCCUGAGGAGAUGCUCAAGGUCCUGGGAAAGAUGCCCGCUCUGGCAGAGAGUACGCCAGAAGAGGACAGCAAAGCAGACGCUUCUAACUCUGCCUCGCUCUACAAGGUGUCAGACGCCACUGGUUCAAUGACGAUGACCAAAGUGUCGGAGAAGAGCCCGUUUGCCAAGGAGCAGCUGGUUCGUGAAGACUGCUUCAUCCUGGACAACGGUGCCAACGGAAAGGUCUUCGUGUGGAAAGGUAAUGGAGCCAACGCUGAGGAGAAGAGGGAGGCCCUGCAGAUGGCAGAUAACUUCAUCGUGCAAAUGAAGUACCCCAGGAUGAAAACACAGGUGGAGAUUCUGCCGCAGGGGAAGGAGACCAUCAUCUUCAAGCAGUUCUUUAAGAACUGGAACUAAACAUUUCACAGGAGCGUUGGACAAACCCUGCACUCGAGAGGACGAUCUGAAACCAGACAGAAUCUCACACAACCUGUUUCUUUUUAAAUGCAAAUAUUUGAAUGUACAUAUUUGUAAUUUGCCGUAAAUCGUUCUGGACUUUGGUUGAAUCUGAGACGUGAUGCCACUUUUGUAAAAGCAAACAAGCUUCUUCAGCUAACAACACAACAAAAAGUUACAAAACACAAUACCUUAAGUAAAAGAUUUCCUUUUUUUACAUUUGUUCUCGUGUCACAGUUUUGCCUUUUGAAAAAUAAAUCUGAAACUACUUGCUGAGGAAAUGGUU
This is a messenger RNA of Paralichthys olivaceus (Japanese flounder), 1495 nucleotides long. It is a transcript of the gene capgb, whose product is annotated as capping protein (actin filament), gelsolin-like b. Lineage: Eukaryota; Metazoa; Chordata; Actinopteri; Pleuronectiformes; Paralichthyidae. Gene Ontology annotation, molecular function: phosphatidylinositol-4,5-bisphosphate binding; actin filament binding. The record is from RefSeq and is a predicted model, not a curated record. Gene Ontology annotation, cellular component: actin cytoskeleton; cytoplasm. Gene Ontology annotation, biological process: barbed-end actin filament capping; central nervous system development; actin polymerization or depolymerization.